Messenger RNA from Pundamilia nyererei, 3213 nucleotides. RefSeq names its product pyrin-like. The transcript is spliced from 4 exons. Lineage: Eukaryota; Metazoa; Chordata; Actinopteri; Cichliformes; Cichlidae. The record is from RefSeq and is a predicted model, not a curated record. Bases 359 to 1696 code for a protein of 445 amino acids. Gene Ontology annotation, molecular function: protein binding.
UGUGCCAGAGCACAUUCUGAACAACACCAUGGGGAUUUCAGAGUUCGCACAGGUGGUUGGAUGUUACACUCUGGAAAUGGAAUGAAGGAAAUAUCUGCUGGAUUUAGGUGUUCCCCAUGUGCUCACAUGCUGUCCUUCCUGUUCCUGCACUCUUAUAGUGCAGUCUGGUCUGCCCGUACACGUCUUACACGUGGGGUGUAACAACCUGAGUUACCGUUUAAAUGAAGCGCAGCUCAUAGGACAGUCCGGAGUGAUGUCAUACUGACAUUUUUCAGGCUGUGAAUGUGACGUGUAAGAAGCAGGGAAGGAAAGCAAGCUGUGGUGACUUUCUCUGGGCACGUUGGAAGUGGAAGCCACAAUGACGUCUACUAAAGAAACUCUUUGGCGCACUCUUGAGCGUCUGACAGCUGAACAGUUCAAGAACUUUAAGUGGUUCCUGAAGGAGGGGGAUAUGGAAAACGGUUUUCCAGCCAUCCCAGAGGCCCGACUGGAAGGAGCGGACAGGUUGGAUACGAUCGAUCUGAUGGUGCAAAAAUACCGCUGUCCAGGAGCUGUGCAAGAAACCAUGAAUAUCUUAAGGAAGAUAAACAGAAAUGAUCUGGUUCAGGAUUUGUCAAACCAGUCAAAUGAAGACCACAAGAUCUCUGCAGCGCUCCCACGUGAUGAUGAGACAAGGAGGGCCAAACUGAGGGAGAUGAAAGCCCAAAUUGAUCUGAGGAUCAAGGAGAAGCAGAUGAAGAUCUGUGAAGUCAGACGCACAGCAGAGCUCAGCAGGAAGUCUGCAGAGCGACAGACCUCAGACAGCAGGAGGGCGUUUGAAGCGCUGGUGGCCUCUGUCCAGAGCAGUCUGGAUAAAAUCAUCGGAGAGAUUGAUGAAAAGCAGAAAAUGACACAGAAACAGGCUGAAGGAUUAAUCCAGCAGCUAGAGCAGGAAAUCUCUGAGCUGACCAAGAGGAGCGCAGAGGUGGAGCAGCUUACCAAAGACCAACGUGACUUCCUGCCAAGCUUCUCGUUCACAAAUGAGAUGCUGACAGAAGCCAGGUUCCCCCAGCCAUCUUACAAAGAAACUGUGACUCAGCUGAAGGAAAAACUCAGCAAAGACAUGGAGAUGUUUCUCGCUGUGACUGAGCUGAACAGGCUCCGGCAGUUUGCAGUGGAUGUGACACUGGAUCCAGACACAGCACAUCCCAACCUCAUCCUGUCUGAGGACGGGAAGCAAGUUCGCUGUGGUGACAUAACACAAACUCUCCUAAACAACCCAGAAAGAUUUGACCGUGCUAUUAAUGUUGUGGGAAAUCAGAGCUUCUCUUCAGAAAGCUUUUACUAUGAAGUUCAGGUUAAGGAGAAAACCUCCUGGGAUUUAGGUGUCGUUAAAGAGUCAAUAAAUAGGAAGGGAUCAAUGUUUGUGAGCCCCAAGAACGGCUUCUGGAUAAUAUGUUUAAGGGCAGGAGAGUACAAAGCCUCACGUGUCCAUCUCAGUGUGGACUCUCAGCCAAAGAAAGUGGGAGUGUUUGUGGAUUAUGAGAAUCAUUCGGUCUCUUUUUAUAAUGCUGAAUCCGCACAACUCAUUCAUUGCUACACUGACUGCUCCUUCAAAGAGAAACUCCGCCCUUUCUUCAGCCCCGGGACUCUUCAUGGUGGCCAAAACUCCACUCCGCUCAUCAUCUGUCCUGUCUACGGCAACUGUCAGAUCUGAUCAAUCAUCCUUACAACUGCGUGUGACUCGUCAUAGAGUCGUCAGCUUCUCCACCUUUAUUUAUUUAUCACCCCUAAGUGGACAUCUGAAAACAAAAGGUCUAGAUGACUGUGACAGACUUAUCACACCAAACCCUCAGCCAACAUUUGAGUGGUUCACUGUUAACCCGAUGGGAGUGUAUUUUAUCAUCAGUUUUACAGCCUUCAAACUUAGAUUUGUGUGUUGUUAGUUGUGAUCUUGUGGAAGGUGUCACAGAAGGGCCACAGUUUUACGCUCAGUACGGUGUUCCCUGACAGAUUUAUUCUUGGCAUUCAGUUACAUGGUUGAACAGGUAACUUUGGCCUGAGCUUAUUUAAGACUAUGCCGGUGAGCACUGCACAUGAGGUUCGGUGUCAUAUUUUACUCUAAAAGUUCAGGGUUUGGUCUAAACUCUAGAGAAGAAAAACCUUCCCGCACAAUCAGAGAGAGACUGGUUUUCAGCCUUCAGGGUCUUAUUUAACACACAGACAGUCAUUUUUCAAACAUCUCCUCCCUCCAGCAGAUCAUGUUUUACUUGCAUGUCGAGUGGGGGGAUCCAAACUGCGACGGCAACCAUUCUAACUUUGCAUGCAGCUAGCAGGAGAAAAACUCAUUUAAAUGCAGGUGUGGUUUUUCUACAUUUAGACUCUGUGGUCUCACAAAGGCGUGUCUUUCACCAUCCGCGAUCUCAUACUUUCUAAUGCCCUCUUUUUGCAAAAUGGAGCAGACAUGGUUUCAAUUUUCCCACUGAUAGUAUCAAAGAAUAUAGAAACCUUUAAAAUGGCACUACACUAGUUUAAAUACAUUAUUACAGGAAAUAUCAUGACUGUCCAGUUCAUCCAUAACAUUUUUCUUCAGUGUCACCUUCUUGUUCCUCAUGCUUAUUCUGAUGGUGUUUCAUAGAGACAUUUUUCCUAGUCCACUGUGCAAUGCCACCACUCACUUAGUGGUUACUUUCAUUUUUCUUUCUGUGUUUGAGCAGGGAUGUCAGACUCCUUUUGUCAUAAGCCACUUUGAUGUUAAGUGAAUCAGACCAGUGAAACUGACCUUUCUGUCAGUGUAACUACACAGUUACACCAACACAUCUUAAUAUAAGGCAAAGAAGUGCCGUUUUAACUGUACACCUCAGUUUUUCUGCAUGAUAAAGAAAUAUUGCUGUUGGGUCAUUCCAUCUUCUGCUCGACAGGAGCAACAGAAAAAAGUCCUAAAAUCUGAAUGACCGUGGUCUAAAAAAAGACACACAUAUUUAACAAAAUCAUUCUGAAAUCACAUGAAAGUGGGUUGAUGGAUGACAAAAAGGUUUCUGAAGUUUCUCUGUGGUCAUUAUAUACGGUAAAACUUUGGAUGAUAAUAUUUUUUUGUUCAAAUCAGAGAUGGUCAAACAUAAAAUUUUAACAAGUUUGCUGAUUUAAGAUGGAAUAAAUACAUUUGUAAAUUUACAGAAGAUCUGGCAGCUCAUUGUCCAGACUCUCCUGUAAUUUCAAAAGUGAAGAUUUUGU